AUGGCGACGCGCAUGACGCACAACAUGUCGCCGUCCGAUGACAAGCCGCUUUCGGAGCGGGUGGUGGCACAAGGUGCCGCGCAUCGCCCGUGGAAGAAUCAGUUUAGCACCGACGCGCCGGUGGGAGAGGCCGUGAAGGCACGCUACAUCGAUGCAAUGGCGAACUGUUUUGGCGACGCGGCGCCCGUGUACGAUACGGCACUGAGAAGUAAUAGCCUCGCCAUAGGCAUGGCAACGCGGGAAAAGAAGCGGCCUCCCUCGCUUUUCUCCACGCCGGCCUCUUCACUGGCACCCACGCAGCAGCACACGCCGGUGGGAAGGCAGGGCGGGUUCACGCUGCUGCCAACGACGACGACAGCACGGCAACAACAGCAGCAGCAAACGUUUGCACUUGGGGCCGCCAAUUGUCCGUCAAACGCGCCGCUCUACGGGCGCUGCGCCAGCCUGACGAUACCACCACCACCGCUGAUGCCAUGCAGUCCUGCCAACGGCCUCGGCGGGGCGACGGCCUCGGUGCAGCCGGCUGCCGUUAGUCACACAAGGAAGACGCCGCUGCUCUCGCUGUCGGAGGACAGGCACGUGCUGCUGGCGGGCCCCUUCCGCGUGUCGCGUGACGGCUGUCUUACCAUGCAGAACAUCCUGCUGCUCAAUACAAACAACGACGAGAGCCCCAAGCAUAAGCCGGCCUCGGUGACCCUGCGGAAUACCCCGAAGACGCUGCUCAAGCCCAAGAAGCCGUUUCUCCCUGUGGAGCCGGUGACGAACAACUCCUUCACACUGCUCUCUGCGAGCAUCGAUACGCUGUAUAGCCCCAUCACGUACUCACUAGACGCGUUCCCAACCGCCCGCGUCGGCUCACGCAGGGAGAGCGGUACACUGUUGCAUGCGAUCCACCCCACCCCUACACAUGAAGCGGCAGCCGACUCCAGUGCAUCUAUUGAAAUUGCUGACGGUGAUAGCUCGAACUUCCAAUCGGCGCGCGGGUCAGAGGACGCGGUGCCGAUGAGUCUACUACCGUACGUGGACCUGCCGCCGAAGUGCCACGUCUCCGCCCCGCUGCCCGUCAAUGCGGUGCACUACGGCGAUCUACACAUCAAGGCCCCGGUAGGCGAAGGCGCGUCGGCGUCCGUCUUUGUGGCGGAUCAUUUGCCGACGGGGCGUCUGCUGGCCGUCAAACGCAUCGACCUCUCGCCACUGCUGCUCCAGUGGAGCCCUUCCAUGGUGUCGAAGUCCCCGCACAUGCCGGUCAGCACCCGCCUCCGUCAGCUGCAGCUCAUCGUUGUGCGGGAACUGCAGGCUCUCCACAUGGCAUACCGGAGCCCCUUCAUGGUGAAGGUGUACAACGCCUUCUACUCGGAGGAAAGCAUGGCCCUCGAUCUCGUGAUGGAGUACAUGCACUACGGAAGCCUGGAUCACUUGCAGAAGCUCCUCAAGAGACCGCAUCGUGACGGCGACGAUAAGAAGGAUGCGUGUGUGGAAGACGGCGCCGGUGUGCCGGAGCGGCUAGUGGCGGUGGUGGGGGAGCAGCUGCUGCUCGGCGUACGGGACAUGCACGAGCGUGGCUUCAUUCAUAGGGACAUCAAGCCCGGCAAUGUUCUCAUCAAUGAGAAGGGUAUCGUGAAGCUGAGCGACUUUGGUCUAUCACAGCGGUGUGGCCCGGUGGGAGAGCGGAUCAGUGCCGGCAACACCCCGCAGCAGCAAUUCGCUUUGACAACCAGCGAGGAUUGUGUCCCACCAAUGUUUCGGCUCGAUCCCGGCGGCAGCAACGGUACAGACUCCUCCACUGACCUGCAGUGCUCUGGUACAAACAAAUAUAUGAGCCCCGAACGGCAGCGCGGCAAGACUCACGGAAAACCGAGCGACAUAUGGGCGGUGGGCAUGACGCUUGCAGAGUUCGCUGUAGGUGAGUACCCCGUCGACUUCACCGGCUGUGUCGACGCGUUUGAGCAGGCGUACCGCAUGGAGGCGCCGCUAGACCUUAAUCGAUUCCCGCGGUCGAGUGUGCUGAGUGAGGAAUUCAUUGACUUCAUCCGCAUAAGUAUGUUGCCAGUGCCGGAGGAGCGGCCAACGGCACGCGAGCUGCUCGAGCACCCGUUCUUCCGGCAGUGGGGCACACCCUUCUCGAUCGAGGAUUACCUGCGUGAGAGUACCGUCGCGAAGUGA
Molecule: messenger RNA, 2163 nt
Organism: Trypanosoma grayi
Lineage: Eukaryota; Euglenozoa; Kinetoplastea; Trypanosomatida; Trypanosomatidae
Product: putative protein kinase
Exons: 1
Coding region: 1-2163 (720 amino acids)
Biological process (GO): protein phosphorylation
Cellular component (GO): cytoplasm
Molecular function (GO): protein serine/threonine kinase activity; ATP binding
Source: RefSeq, a predicted model, not a curated record